Molecule: messenger RNA, 2374 nt
Organism: Aquila chrysaetos chrysaetos
Lineage: Eukaryota; Metazoa; Chordata; Aves; Accipitriformes; Accipitridae
Gene: DLX1
Product: distal-less homeobox 1
Exons: 4
Coding region: 158-925 (255 amino acids)
Biological process (GO): negative regulation of transcription by RNA polymerase II; cell differentiation; embryo development
Molecular function (GO): DNA-binding transcription factor activity, RNA polymerase II-specific; RNA polymerase II cis-regulatory region sequence-specific DNA binding
Source: RefSeq, a predicted model, not a curated record
UGUAAUUUCUGUGGGGAAUGGGUGCUGCCCAAGUUGCUGCAGGAGACAGAAAAAGCAGCUUGAGGGGUCGGCUCUGGACAUAGUCCUUUCUGUGUGUUACCCGACCCCAAAAAGGCAAGCUGAAGAGAGAACACACACACAGACCAAGCGACAAGAAAUGACCAUGACUACCAUGCCAGAGAGUCUAAAUAGCCCCGUCUCAGGGAAGGCUGUCUUUAUGGAGUUUGGGCCGCCCAGCCAGCAAAUGUCUCCUUCUCCCAUGUCCCACGGACACUAUUCCAUGCACUGUUUACACUCCGCGGGCCACUCUCAGCCUGACAGCUCGUACAGCACAGCUUCGUCCUUCUCCCGACCGCUGGGCUACCCCUAUGUGAACUCGGUCAGCAGCCACUCGACCAACCCCUACAUCAGUUCAGUGCAGUCCUACCCCAACAGCUCCAGCCUGACUCAGACCCGGUUAGAGGAGACAGGGACCGAAUCGGAGAAAAGCACUGUGGUAGAAGGAGGGGAAGUUCGCUUUAAUGGGAAAGGGAAAAAAAUCCGCAAACCCAGGACUAUUUAUUCCAGUUUGCAGCUGCAGGCUUUGAACAGGAGGUUCCAGCAAACCCAGUACCUGGCUCUCCCCGAAAGAGCCGAGCUCGCAGCAUCUCUGGGACUCACCCAGACCCAGGUGAAGAUUUGGUUUCAGAACAAGCGCUCCAAAUUCAAGAAGCUGAUGAAGCAAGGAGGGGCCGCCCUGGAGAGCAGCGCCUUGACCAACGGCAGGGCUCUCUCGGGCAGCUCGCCACCGGUGCCCCCGGUGUGGAAUACCACCUCCGCCUCCGGUAAGGCCUCGUCGGGGACCCCGGGCACCUACAUCCCCAGCUACACGUCGUGGUAUCCUUCGGCCCACCAAGAAGCUAUGCAGCAGCCGCAGCUGAUGUGAUUACAAACCCGUUUUCCCCUACCGCAAGCACUAUCGGUCCCGAAAAUAAUUAAAAUUAAUACGGAAAAAAAAAAAGAAAUUAAGUAAAAUAAAAGGAAAGGGGAAAAAAAGAGAGGAAAAAAAAGAGGGGGGAAGAGAGAGAGAGAGGAAAAAACACAAAAGAAACCCAAGCAAACAAACAAACAGAAGGUCUCUUGCCCAUCCAGCCAUUAGGACGCUGCACUGUAGCUCGGUGCAGGAGAGCACAGAUGUGAUGCGGGCCGGUUCCCACCGCUGACAGCUGACGGAGCGGCCCCGAGCACCGCACAACAGCCUGGGAGCAGAGCGAGCGCCGGCCGCGGCUUUGUGGGACAAUCAGAAAAAGAUGUCUGGGGGGGGGAAGCCCUCUCCUCUGUCCUGUCUGUCUGUCUGUGUCUGUUGAAAUGUAGGUCAUUUAUUUACUACCCCGAUCUGACGGUCUCUUCAAUUGCAAGGGGGAAGGAAGCCGUACAAUUUCCAGAGCUGCUUUCCCUCGACAUUUUCUGUACCUUUCACUAUCCAUCUGUGUAUUUUUGGUUGUUGUUAAAAGGGGAAGACAGGGGUUUUAUUUAUUGAUUUAAAUUACCACUAUGAGAGUGCUAGAAACAAACGGACAAUCCCGCUUGCUGAGCGCACUGCUCGGACACGGCACAGUUUACUUUAAGCAAAACCACACACGGUCCCCCGGCCCCAGCCCCCUCCCGCCCCAAUAAAUCACCACAAGAGAAGGAUGCGAUUUUUAACUUUUACAAUAACUUUUAUACUUCGCUGGCGUGGAGAGGUUUGGUCCGAAUGAUUUGCAUUUCUCGCGUAUUUAACAAAGGAAAUAAAUGCACAUUGUUUGGUACUCUGAAGUGGAAUCGCAGCAGCUGCCGAGCGCUUUUGCUGAGGUGAAGCGAGGCGCGGAGGACGGAACGAGAGCCCCGAGGGCGGCGGCGGCGGCGGGGCGGGGGGAACCACCGGGCGGGCGGCGGGCGGGCGCACCCGCGCAGCUCCGCGCAGCCCCGGCGAAGCUUCCCCGCGGAAAGCCGGCCCGAAGUCGAAAUGCACAAACCGACGUGCAGGAGCUACUCGCUGUACAUAUUUUAUUCUUAAUUAUUAUUAUUAUUAUUAUUAUUGUUCUGUAAACAUGUUGCACAAAUUUAGCCUUUUUUUUUAAUUAUUAUUAUUUCCGUUCUGUUUCGUGUGGCUGUAAAACAUGAUGCUUUGUGUACUGAGAUCUUGACAUUUUACUUGUGAAACUCGGAAGAUGUGAUAAACUGAGCUCGGCUGUGUUUAGUGUUCUAUAUGUCAAAGUUUAGUUUUAUAUUGAGAAUGUUAACUUAUUGCUUUGUAUCUGGGGAAGGAAAGGAAAACAAAAAAAACACACAAAUCUUUGUACAUAAGUUAUAAAGUUUCUUUGAGACAGUAAAAUUAUGGUUUGGAAAAAGA